GGGGUCCACUUGUUUUCAAACUCUGAUGGAGGGAAGAAACUGAGGCUCCUUUUUUCCCUGAACCUUAAAUUCCCCCCUCCCUAAUACCCCCUGUUUUCUUUAGUCCCUUUCUUUCUUUCUUUCUCUCUGCUUUCCUCCUCCUUCUCUCUUAUUUGGCCAUCUUGCUCUCACGGUCCAGAAGGAAGAGUUCUCGCUCUGGGUCCCUCUGUCAGCACUCAUGUCUCAUUUGAUUAAAUCGUUCUUUCUCAUCCUCCUCCUCUUCUGUGUCUUCGUUUCGUCGUCCGAAGCGAAGAGGAAGACGAAGCAGAAGUCCGGUGAGGACAAAACCCUGAGCUCGGGAGAGCUGAGCACUAAAAAUGGCGACCGCUGCACCUGGCAAACUCGAGAAGGCAAAAACAACAUGGUGCUCCAGGUCAAAUGCUCCACCCCCUCUGAGGAGGAGGGGCUUAAGUCUACAGAUUACGAAUGCCAGUUUACGGGAAAACCCCACGAAUGCCCCGCCUUUGGAGACAAACCCGCGCAGUACUGGAAGCAGGUUUUAGGGAAGCUGAAAAAGCGUCAAUCUGCCUGUGAAGGGAAAAUGCUGAGAGCUACGAUGUGCCAAAAAGCUCCGAACUCAGCCCACAUGAAACUGGUGAGGGAAAAGACAAGCACAAGCAGAAAGGAAGGAGAGAAGGAGGAGAAGAAAGACGAGGAGAUGAUGGGUGACGAAGGGAAGUCGGACGGUGUAGCAGAAACGGCGAGCUACUGCGCAGAAGGAUGGGAUCCCCUCUGCCACUUCCUCACAAAGGUUCUGUAAAGAAAUAAUAAAAGCUACAGCUGAUCGAUCGCUCGCUCACACCACCUUAAAUAUACACUCACACUGACACGUCUCUGUGUAGCGUGUUUACACCGUCAGAAAUCAGCGCUGUGAGGAAAACAAUCAGCUACAAGCCGCUGAGGAAAAACUAGCAUGAAAUAUCAGCAUUAGAGCUGAACAUUAGCAAGAAAUUUCCUUUCUCUCUUUUUAAAAAUGUUAAACAAAAAUCUUCUGUUUUGUUGUCGGUGUUUUUCCUGUUUUUUAAUUUCCUGUUGUAUAUUUUAUACAAAUUAGCAUCUGAGCUAACUAGUCGGGACUUAUUAGCGUUCUUUCUUGACUCACUGUGCUAGUCCAACAAGAUUGAUACCAUGUUUUUCUCAGCCGCAGAGGAUCAGAUGUUUACCCACGAUGCACCAGGAGAGUUCGUUUUGCUGUGUUAUUAAAAAGAAAAAGAAAAACUUUAGAUAAAGUUCAACUGAAUUUACCUGAGGGAAUACGAUUAGCUUCCCUAUUUCUUCUAUCAGAAUUUAGCUGUGUUGAUUUAUAUAGCGCAUGCUAAUCGCUAAAUAGCAUAUUAGCUAACAGGCUACAUUAGCUAACAGGCUACAUUAGCUAACAGGCUACAUUAGCACGAAGCCCACAGCACUUUUUAACCGUUUGAAUUAAUCCGUUUGUAGUGAUAUGUUAUUGUUUGGAAUACAGCGCUAAGCUAACACCUUUAGAACAGGAAGUUAGCAUGCUACGCAAUCUUAUAUAAUUAGCAUAGCGUAGCAUUUCUGUAAUUAUUUUUGUGUGUGUAGAGUUUUGACUAAAUGAUUCAAGUCUGUAAUUCUUUUCUAAUAAACUCUCAGUUAAAGAC
Messenger RNA from Tachysurus fulvidraco (yellow catfish), 1658 nucleotides. RefSeq names its product fibroblast growth factor binding protein 3 (gene fgfbp3). Gene Ontology annotation, biological process: cell-cell signaling. Gene Ontology annotation, molecular function: growth factor binding. The transcript has 2 exons. Bases 218 to 799 code for a protein of 193 amino acids. Lineage: Eukaryota; Metazoa; Chordata; Actinopteri; Siluriformes; Bagridae. The record is from RefSeq and is a predicted model, not a curated record.